AUGUUGAUCAAGGUCCGAACACUCACUGGCAAGGAGAUCGAGCUCGAUAUCGAGCCUGACUACAAGGGACAAUGUUGCUCGGAUAAAGGAGCGCGUCGAAGAGAAGGAGGGUAUCCCCCUGUCCAGCAGCGUCUCAUUUUCGGCGGAAAGCAGAUGGCGGACGACAAGACGGCAUCAGAAUACAACCUCGAAGGCGGAGCCACACUGCAUCUCGUGCUUGCCCUGCGUGGAGGAUGCGCUGCUGGGUCCAUGUAA
Penicillium bovifimosum is the source of this 255-nucleotide messenger RNA. RefSeq names its product NEDD8 family protein RUB1. The transcript is spliced from 5 exons. NCBI's taxonomy places the organism in Eukaryota, Fungi, Ascomycota, Eurotiomycetes, Eurotiales, Aspergillaceae. Gene Ontology annotation, cellular component: cytoplasm; nucleus. Gene Ontology annotation, biological process: protein neddylation; modification-dependent protein catabolic process; regulation of proteolysis. The record is from RefSeq and is a predicted model, not a curated record. Gene Ontology annotation, molecular function: protein tag activity; ubiquitin protein ligase binding. Bases 1 to 255 code for a protein of 84 amino acids.